GUGGCAAAGACUCUAGGCAAGCCUGAUUCUUACGUAGCCAUUCAGAUCAAUGACAACCAGAGCAUGAUGUGGGGAGGUUCGGAUGAGCCUUGCGCGCUUUGCCAGUUGGCAUCUCUCGGAAGCAUCAAUGGAAAGAACAACAAGGCUGUCAGCAAGGAAGUUUGCAAUCUUCUGCAAGAGGAACCUUUUGGAAUUCGUUCAAACCGAGUCUACAUCGAAUUCCGCGACGUUCCUCGUGAGAACAUGGGAUAUGAUGGUUCUACCUUCUAA
Molecule: messenger RNA, 270 nt
Organism: Guillardia theta CCMP2712
Lineage: Eukaryota; Cryptophyceae; Pyrenomonadales; Geminigeraceae
Exons: 4
Molecular function (GO): phenylpyruvate tautomerase activity
Source: RefSeq, a predicted model, not a curated record